AUGUAUCUUGCCGUGGCUGCAGCUGUGGCCGUGGCCAUCGUGCUGCUAUCUGUAUGGAGACGGAGGUGGCGAUAUGCCCUGAAGAUGCCAUCAUCCCCAAGAACCAUCCAAGAGAAGCCGUCUAGACUCGAUAUUGAGCCUCUGAGCGAAUUCGAUUGGCGACAAAAUGACCCAACCAAUUACCGGUCUUUCAAGCCCGUCUACCACAUCACGAUGGCCAUCCAGGCAAGUGCGCCUGAAGAUCUCAUCAUUUUUGACAAAGCCUACUUGGAUCGAGUUACAAAUCGUCGGAGGAUUUUGAAGGAAAAUACGUCAAAGGUUGCUGGCGCAGUGCCGGAAGGUAUCCCGGCUCUUCAUGAGACUUGGACUUAUCUGCUCUCCGAAUAUUUGCCAACGCGCUACCCGACCAUGUUCUCCCUCUCCGAAGACGGGGCCAUCUUUCAGAACCAUAUCACCAACAUUUCCUUGCCCACAACUCCACCAGAAGACCCGGACAUUGCACUCCAGGCCCUCGGGGAAACCGUGGAAGACGACAUUUUCCUACUAGUCGAAACUCCUGAAGGCCAUCGCGCGGUUGCGUUCGUUUGCUGCCACCCAGCUGGAUUUGAUCCUUCCGAUAAGCUGGGGAAGCUCAUGAAGGAUAUACACCGACCAGUGCCGUCAUAUGACAAGAUAGGGGCAAGUAUGGAGCGUUUCUUCAGUCGAUUGCAGGUGGGGAAGAGCGUCAAAAGGCUGAAUUGGUCUGUCUCAACCCACGAUAAAUUAUUCAGUCCGAGUGACUUGCACAUCUACAAUGGCGACAGUGUGGAGGAAGACGAAGAGGUUGACAUUAGCAAGGCUUGUUUGCGCCAGGAGUUGCAGACGCUGACAAGACUUCCGGAGACUGGCGCGAUUCUGUUCUCCUUCAAGACCUAUUUGACGCCGAUAGAACAGAUUAAGAACGAGGGGUACGGACUACAGCUAGCAGACGCCAUAGAGGGCUUGAAGUAUGGCAAUGCGCCGGGCAUGUGGGUUUAUAAAGGGGCCGCACGUUGGGGGAAGAGCGUUUGCGAAUAUCUUCGGUCAUGA
Molecule: messenger RNA, 1068 nt
Organism: Colletotrichum graminicola M1.001
Lineage: Eukaryota; Fungi; Ascomycota; Sordariomycetes; Glomerellales; Glomerellaceae
Exons: 5
Coding region: 1-1068 (355 amino acids)
Source: RefSeq, a predicted model, not a curated record